Messenger RNA from Metarhizium acridum CQMa 102, 2235 nucleotides. Its product is annotated as mitofusin. Gene Ontology annotation, molecular function: GTPase activity. Gene Ontology annotation, cellular component: mitochondrial outer membrane. Gene Ontology annotation, biological process: mitochondrial fusion; mitochondrion localization. Lineage: Eukaryota; Fungi; Ascomycota; Sordariomycetes; Hypocreales; Clavicipitaceae. The record is from RefSeq and is a predicted model, not a curated record.
AUGCCGCCAAUGCCCUAUCCAUCGGAUAUUUCUUAUCAGUCAUGGUACGACGAGAAGCGUAUUGCGCUUGGUCGCUCUAUAGACCGCGCGGUAGAGCAGCUUAGGGAAAUGCAGGCGGCCAACUCUACGUGGCCAUUGUACUACCCUUCCUCGAAACCGCUUACGCAGCCCAUAGUCGAACUUGACGACAACGACCACGGUGUUAAUUCACUACCAACAGCGCCGGAGCUUCUCGUUUUGCGGUUGGACGUGAGAUUCGGUGCUACUCAUCACAAUGAAUUCGUUCAAAGAUUGGGAAAGGAUACCAUUGCCUCGGUGUUGGAAGAGAAGAUAACCAUCUGCAGCCGACAGCUCCUAGCUUUGCGGGAGAGAAUUAACGAUCCAUUGAGCAAGAUCCUGGUGACCGGUGAUGUGAACGCUGGGAAGUCGACGUUCUGCAACGCAUUACUGCGUCGCCGCAUUCUGCCUCAAGAUCAACAACCUUGUACCGCCAUCUUCUGCGAAGUGCUAAACGCCAAGAAGAACUCAGGUCUCGAAGAGGUUCAUGCCGCCACUCCACAACACGACUUUGACGUCUUCGCUUUUCAGGACCUGGAGCAGGUCGUGACGGAUGCCCGGUAUACGCAGUGUAAGGUCUUCGUCAACGACCUGCGGACGGCGGACGAGUCUCUACUUAGCAAUAAUGAGGUGGUGGACAUCACUCUUAUCGAUGCUCCAGGCUUGAACCACGAUACCACUCACACUACUGCUGUAUUUGCGCGACAAGAAGAGAUCGAUGUAGUUGUUUUUGUGGUUUCUGCUACUAAUCACUUUACAAUAUCGGCCAAGGACUUCAUCCAAGCUGCGACAGCUGAAAAGGAAUAUUUAUUUAUCGUUGUCAAUGCAUUCGAUACUAUUACGAAUAAAGAACGGUGCAAAAAGGGCAUUAUGGAGCAGAUUCGGCAACUCAGCCCGGCGACCUUCAAGGAAUCAUCUGAGCUUGUCCACUUCGUCUCCAGCAAUGCUGUCCUUCGUCCAAGCUUGACGGCACAGGGCAACACUAACUCGAAAUGCGAGAAUGAGAACAUGGAUGAGGAUAAGGUACGGGACUUUCAGCGUUUAGAAAGGUCGUUGCGUAAGUUUGUCCUCGAAAAUCGUGCCAAGUCCAAGUUGGCACCGGCGAGAACUUACUUGCUCAAUACCCUACAUGAUAUCAAUACGCUUGCUACCGCAACUGUCCAGGAAGCACAGUCUGAGCUCAGUCGCGCUUCUAAAGCUAUGAACGAUAUCACACCCCAACUCGAGACUCAACAAAAGAUUGUUGUUGAGGCAGGGCGCGAGAUCGAUACGAUGAUCGAGAACACAUGCCUCGCGAUUUUCGAUCACAACCGCUCGACAAUCGGCGACGCUAUUGCCCAUGCUGGUGAUGAAGGUGGAAGCUAUGACGUCGUCUACAGAGGACCUUGGACUGCCUUCGAGUACGCUGAGGAGCUCAAGGAGGCGAUGUUAUCACGCAUAGUUGACGUUGUUAUUCGGUGCGAGGACAAUGCGCGCGCGCACGCCGCCAAGGGUGUCAGUGCCAUUACUCAGCUCGGCAUCUUGCACGGGAGGGGGACUAACGCUUUUGAGAACCUACAAUUUCGACCAGCGGCUAUGUUCUCUCGGAAGCGAGACUCCUUGGCUAGACAGGUCGAUAUAUCCAUCGAGCUGCAAGACUUCAUCGACUGGCCGCGGCUGGUCUCGAGUGGGAAGUUUGCUAAUGCGGGCAUGGCUCUCACCCUCGCUACCGCCAUAGGUAGCCGUUUGACAGACUUACACGGGUGGUUAAACCCAGCCUUGAUGUUGGCCCGCAGUGUGGGUACUGACGGCUUCCGCCGGCUUCUCGUUUCAGGGAUUUUGGUUACAGUUAUUGCCGCAGCUAUCGGACACAUCAUGCAGCAGAUUCCACACGCCGUUCCCCGACAUUUGGCAGCUAAAGUCGCGGCACAGUUGUCUGCCAUAGACUAUGUAUAUGCCAAUUCUGCCCGCAUCACAGACAGGGUGCGUAGGGUUCUCCGGAUCCCGGCUGAGGAUGUGCGUGCUGCGUUGAAUUCGUCCGUCCGGGAUUUGGAGCAGCGGCGGGACGAUAUGGAUAAGCUUCGUGACAAGAGCCACGCCGCGCUCAAGUGCUUUGGGAAUAUUGUGUGGGCUAGCGCCGCGGAGGAGAACACGGUCAAGGAGAUUAACCUCGAAGCACCGCCUAGUUUUCCAGAGUGA